UCUCUCCCUCUUUUCUUGCUCUUAGAGGCUUUUGAUAUUUCUUACUUUUUUGUAUGAUAAAUUGAUAAGUCACGCUCUUUGCACCUCCCUGUUGGAAUUCAAGAGAGAGAAAACCAGAUAACGUUGAAAGACACAGCUAGAAUUUUAAGGAAACAGGAAACUCAGCAGCUUUGCUUCUGCCCUGAAACACUGGGACUGUGCUGGAGGUACCCAAAACAGGGCUUGAAGGUGUCUGUGUGAAAGAAGAAGCAGGAGAAGAAAAUGAAGUAUGUUUUGGUCACUGGUGGAGUUGUGAGUGGUCUUGGAAAAGGGGUCACUGCUAGUAGUAUUGGUCUUAUUCUAAAGGCUUGUGGACUAAGGGUCACCUCCAUCAAAAUUGAUCCAUAUUUGAAUACUGAUGCUGGAACUAUGUCACCUGUGGAGCAUGGAGAAGUCUAUGUUCUAGAUGAUGGUGGUGAGGUGGACCUGGACCUUGGAAACUAUGAGCGAUUCCUGGACAUCAAGCUGACCCGUGAUAAUAAUAUUACGACGGGAAAAAUUUACCAGGAUGUUAUAAACAAAGAGAGAAGGGGGGAUUAUCUGGGAAAAACUGUCCAGGUUGUACCUCACAUCACAGAUGCUAUUCAAGACUGGAUUGAACGUGUAGCACAUAUAUCAGUUGAUGGAAAGUCAGGCCCUGCUGAUGUUUGUGUCAUAGAGUUGGGUGGAACGAUAGGUGAUAUUGAAUCCAUGCCGUUUAUUGAGGCAUUAAGACAGUUCUCGUACCGUGUAGGAGCUGAUAAUUUUUGUUUAGUUCAUGUUAGCCUUGUGCCUGUUCUGAAUGUUGUUGGUGAACAGAAAACAAAACCAACCCAGCACAGUGUUCGUGGACUAAGACGUCUGGGUUUGACACCACAUGUGUUGGCUUGUCGCAGCACAAUGCCCCUAGAAGAAACUGUAAGGACCAAACUCAGUCAAUUUUGCCAUGUCCAGAAAGAGAACAUCAUCACUCUUUAUGAUGUUCCCAACAUUUGGCACAUUCCAUUACUCUUAAUGGACCAGAAGGCUCAUGAAGCAAUCUUGAAAGUGUUGAAUCUUCAGGGAUUAACGAGGGAACCUGAAUUAGAAGAGUGGACUACAAUGGCUGACGGUUGUGAUAUGCUGCAUGAGCCGGUGCGCAUUGCCAUAGUGGGGAAGUAUACAAGCCUUUCUGAUGCAUACCUAUCUAUACAAAAGGCUCUUGUGCAUGCUUCUGUUUCUCGUGGCAAGAAACUUCUUGUGGAUUGGGUUCCAUCUGGUGAUCUUGAGCUCACAACUGAAAAAGAGAAUCCUGAUGCCUAUAAAGCUGCAUGGAAGUUGUUGAAGGGCGCAGAUGGUGUCCUUAUUCCAGGAGGAUUUGGUGAUAGAGGUGUGCAAGGGAAAAUUCUCGCAGUGAAGUAUGCCAGGGAAAAGAAAAUUCCAUUUCUUGGGAUUUGUUUGGGAAUGCAGGUCGCUGUGAUUGAAUUCGCAAGAUCUGUUCUUGGUCUGCAGGAUGCUAAUAGCACAGAAUUUGAUCCUGAAACCAAGAAUCCAUGUGUUAUAUUUAUGCCUGAGGGCUCGAAAACACAUAUGGGAGGUACCAUGCGCCUUGGAUCCAGGAGAACAUAUUUCCACUCCACAGACUACAAAUCAGCUAAACUAUAUGGAAACAAACUCUAUGUUGAUGAGAGACAUCGACACAGAUAUGAGGUAAACCCUGACAUGGUAGCACGUCUUGAAACUUCCGGCCUCUCUUUCACUGGCAAAGAUGAAACUGGCCAGCGCAUGGAGAUUGUUGAGCUACGUAAUCAUCCCUAUUUCAUCGGUGUCCAGUUUCACCCUGAGUAUAAAUCAAGACCAACAAAACCUUCUGUUUUAUUCCAAGGGCUCAUAGCAGCAGCAUGCGGACAGUUGGACGCUCUCUUACCAAGCUCUGAGAGGAAAAGGAGUUCUUCAUAUGGAACAGGCAGCGAAAUGUUUGGUAAAGCAUAUGGGCAGUUGGAUGCUUUCCUCCAGGCCUCUCCAGAGGCAAAAAGGAAUGUCCCUAAUGGUGCAGGGCACGAUGUGUACACAGCACAAACAUGCCAAAAUGGAGGUGCCAAGCUCACUAAUAGGCCUCACGACGGUGUAUAUGGCAUUUUCAACGGGAUGCACUCGUGAUAAGGCAUGUUUGUUGUGGUUGCUUCGGUUUCGUAGAGAGUGUUUCUUUGUUAGUGUGGCUUAGGGGUUUUUACUUGCAGGGAAGGGGCCUCUCUUAGGUUAUAUGUAGCCAUGUAGAUGUGUUUGUACAGUUAUUGGGGUAUGGUUGGAUGUAUUAGCUUUUCCAAAGACUCAAACGUAGAAAUGGAGCUGAGUCCUGGUUUUUUUACAAAGGACACAGCUUUUUGAGUUCUCGAUUUUGUAUCUGGACAAUCCUUUCCCUGCUUCCUAUCGUUUUAUUCUGGUAUUUAGAUGCAGUAAUAAAUUACUUGUGCCCAUGGACUAUC
Argentina anserina (silverweed cinquefoil) is the source of this 2483-nucleotide messenger RNA. RefSeq lists its product as uncharacterized. NCBI's taxonomy places the organism in Eukaryota, Viridiplantae, Streptophyta, Magnoliopsida, Rosales, Rosaceae. Gene Ontology annotation, molecular function: CTP synthase activity; identical protein binding. The coding region runs from base 262 to 2157 and encodes 631 amino acids. The record is from RefSeq and is a predicted model, not a curated record. Gene Ontology annotation, biological process: CTP biosynthetic process; pyrimidine nucleobase biosynthetic process. The transcript has 22 exons.